Messenger RNA from Corvus hawaiiensis (hawaiian crow), 8819 nucleotides. RefSeq names its product insulin like growth factor 1 (gene IGF1). The coding region runs from base 239 to 700 and encodes 153 amino acids. Gene Ontology annotation, cellular component: extracellular region. The record is from RefSeq and is a predicted model, not a curated record. The transcript has 4 exons. Lineage: Eukaryota; Metazoa; Chordata; Aves; Passeriformes; Corvidae. Gene Ontology annotation, molecular function: growth factor activity; hormone activity.
CUGUCUACAGUGUCUGUGUAAUGUAGAUAAAUGUGAGGAUUUUCUCUAAAUCCCUCUUCUGUUUGCUAAAUCUCACUGUCACUGCUAAAAUCAGAGCAGAUAGAGCCUGCGCAAUGGAAUAAAGUCCUCAAUAUUGAAAUGUGACAUUGCUCUCAACAUCUCACAUCUCUCUGGAUUUCUUUUUUCUCAUCAUUACUGCUAACAAAUUCAUUUCCAGACUUUGCACUUUUAAGAAGCAAUGGAAAAAAUCAACAGUCUUUCAACACAAUUAGUUAAGUGCUGCUUGUGUGAUUUCUUGAAGGUGAAAAUGCACACUGUGUCCUACAUCCAUUUCUUCUACCUUGGCCUGUGUUUGCUUACCUUAACCAGUUCUGUUGCUGCUGGCCCGGAAACACUCUGUGGUGCUGAGCUGGUUGAUGCUCUUCAGUUCGUGUGUGGAGACAGAGGCUUUUACUUCAGUAAGCCCACAGGGUAUGGAUCCAGCAGCAGACGCUUACACCACAAGGGAAUAGUGGAUGAAUGCUGCUUCCAGAGUUGUGACCUGAGGAGGCUGGAGAUGUAUUGUGCUCCAAUAAAGCCACCUAAAUCCGCACGGUCCGUACGUGCUCAGCGCCACACCGACAUGCCAAAAGCACAAAAGGAAGUGCAUUUGAAGAAUACAAGUAGAGGGAACACAGGAAACAGAAACUACAGAAUGUAAGAACAUGCCAUCCACAAGAAUGAAGAAUGAAUGUGCCAUCUGCAGGAUACUUUGCUGUAAAUAAAUUAUUUGUUAAACAUUGGAAGACUUAAAAAAAACAUUUGUUUUAAAAAGCUUGAUGCAAAUUCAACCAAUGGGCAUUCUCCCAGUGAACAACACAACUAAACAUUCCAAUAUUAAGUCUUUAGAGAACAGAACAUUUUAAGCAGCCCAGAGAUAAAAAAAUCUGUGGUUGAUAUAUGCUGUUUGUUAACCUAUUUUAAAUGUCCUGCGCAAAAACUCUUAAAGUCCUGUGCCCCUCAAAAGCCUACAAAUUUAUGGGCCUUUGAUGGAUCCAAUUGCACUAAAUUAACCUAUGAACACUGGCUGCUGGAGUCAUUCAUCAGCCUUGUCUAAGUGGUGGUUUUUUUAUUUGCACUUCUUUACAAGCAACAGGCUGUUUGUUUUACAGUGUCUGAAAACAUUGUUUGUCUACCCCUUCAUAUUUGCACAGUUUGACAUUCCCAGUAACAGCAGCAGUAAGGUAACAUAUACAGUUUUAAAUAUCCAUUAAUUCCAUCUGUGGCAUUUCGACAAAAUAUGGGUUAUAGAUGCAUUUGUUUUAAGACAGUUUUAUUCUUCCUUCUCUUGCAAACAUGCAUAUUUUUUUUGCAAUUUGUGAGACAAAAGAUUUUUAAAAGCAGUUAAAGCAUACAUAGGCUCUCGAACCAGUAAUGAUUCUUCCAGGUAAUUAUUUUGCAACAGUAUAGGUAACUUCUUUCUUCCUCCAUAUAAUGCCGUAUGUAAAAUUUAGCAUAUCAGUAAUACACAUAUAUCAAACAGUAUGUAAAAAUCUGUUUUAUAGUACAACGGUGCUAUUUUAUAGUUUGUUACAUGAAAGGGUCUGGCCAAACAGUAAUAGGUAAAAGCAAAUAUGGAAAGACCAAGCCAAAGAUUAAAUAACAAAAUACUUUCAAAAAUAUUCAGCUUAAAUCAACUAAAAUGGCUUCAGAUUUCAACAUAAAAAUAACUUUACCGUCUUCAAAAGAAAAUUCACAUACUUGCUUCCUUUUAGAUAUUUGAAGGGUGGUGUUUAGACAUCUGAUUAUGUGGUACACAAACUCAUAGAUAACUAGGGCCAGUGAAGACAAUCUGAAAAACAGCCCUCAAGUGGCUUCAAAGGGUAGUCCACCAGGACCUAAAUCCUCCCAAAAUAUCAGCAUUCUCUUCAGUCAUAAAGGGGUGCUCAAUUCCCCUCCAUUUCAAUUCUUCCCACAAUCAGAUGUAGCUUACCUGACUGUUAGUUGGGCUGCUGCAUCAGAAAAGCUAACCUAAUCACCAAAUUACUAGUGUAGAAUAAGUCCUUGAGGAGAGAUUAACUUCCUUAUUCCCUUACUUACAGCUGCCAUUCAUGUGUUCUUGUGGGAGACAGAGAAUCCCAGAUAACCUCUGCUACACAACUUUGACAGGCCCUGCACUGGUUCUACCUUGAAUGACACUGUGUCCUCUGCUGAAUUUUUGUAAAUCAGCUCAGUGUAUGUUGGCCAUGCAGCAAAGGGGGAUAAGCAGCCAGCAGUGUCCCAAGGUGAGCAUUAAACUUGUCUGUGAGAGAAGGGAAGGCAAAGGAGAAUGCACUGUUCCACCCCGUCCAAGAACUCCAACGUCAUCCCAUUCAAAUUUUUGCCCUCACUAUUCUGCAUGGGGUAAGCUCAGGCAAGGCAUGAAGCACAUCUUGGUCAGCUCCAAAGGGGGACUGGAGAAUAGUGUAUGAAGGGAGCAGUUAGGGAGGUGGUAGAUUAGAUAUAUAGAGAAAGUAUCUCCUUUUAAGGGCAGCUCAAAUCUGCCUUACUUUCUACCAAGGGAGUCAGUAACUAUUGGCUUAAACACAAGUUCUCUCCAGACUGCCUAUGUACAGCUCCUCAAUAGUCCCUUGUGAAACAAGAAGGAAAGGUCAUAAAAGUCUAACAUAUUAUUGUAGUUCCUUUCUUAUUCCCAUAGAAAAUUUGCGGUUUGUAUUUUUAACAAGUGCAAUGUAUUCCUAUGCAACUCUUUAAACCCUCUGCUUUCUGUGAGAUGGAUGUCUAUAUGCACGAUAAGCUGCCAUAGCAAUGUAAAAGUAGAACAGUAAAUGAAUAAAAAGAAUAUGUCACAGCUCUCACUGACUGAGAUAGUUAUGUUGAAAAAGGAAGAAAGUAAAGAGAAACACAUGUGGAAACUAACCUAAAUUAUUUACCACCAAAUCAAUAGACGGAGUUAGCAGUUCUGAUACCUGUCACAGCUCCUACAGGCCUUUUAUUGGCAGGGGGGAUGGAGAGGGAAGGACUUUUACUUUAAUAGCUGUAAGAAUUCUAAGAAUGGCUGCAAUGCAAUCUAAGAAUAAGCCAUUAUUUUGAUGUCACAGACAUGAUAUAUAUUUCCAUUUCAUGCCCCAUGACCCUUUCUGUCCCCUAUCUCUUCUGAAGUUCUAAGGGGAAGAGGGAAGAACGGUGUGAGUGUAAAAAGCAAUUUGCAAAUAUCUGUGGCAGCAAGUUUCUUUGUAGAUAACUUUUUUACUGAUGUACUGUUAACUUAACUGAAUAACUAUACAUCAUUUUGCAUUCAUUCCUGUAAAUUAAUUCAAAUUUGUGGUCUUAUCUUGGGAUUCACAAACUCACAUUCAUGCCACCAUAUUUCUCCUGUUGAGAAACCAUAAUGAGAAAAUGUCACUCAGAGACAGCAAUAUUUAUCACAAUUUGACAACUGUCUAAACAAAUUAAAACAAUUCUUGAAAGCAACUAAAAUAAUGAAUAGCUGCGAACUUCAAAGGCAACACUUUGCUUUACUAGAGAAUAAAUAGUGUCAAAAAAUGGAAAGUAGCUCCAGCCCUACAGAGGUAUAAGAAAUCUCCAGUAAUAUGGCAAGGAGCACAUGAUAAACCAGUUAGUGUGAAAGAUAAAGGGCUGCAUUAGCUUAAUAAUCUCAAUAAAUCCUCUACUUAAAGAAGUUGAAGCGUGAGCCAAAGCAUCUCCCUCCCAAAAGCACAAAGCAGUCAGUUUUGAAAAACUUCUAAUUAGAGAAAUUGAAAGGUUCAGCUGGAUUUUUAAAAGCACUCCAGAUAUUUAGGAACAGGGCUCCCACUGGAAGCCAUUGAUUCUCAUCAGUCAGUUAAAUGGUAAAGAAAAACCCAUUUCCCAUCCUUCCCUAUUGUGUAAGUCACAUGACAAAGAUCACAGAUUUUUGCUUUCUAGAAUAGACUUAAAAUUCCAAUUAUUACACAGAAUGUCACUGAAAUGCAUAAGUAAAAAAGUUAAUUAAGCUUCAUUUUCAGUCAAUCCAAAAAGCACUGCAGAUCUAAACCCACUGAAGUUAGUACCUCUCUGUCAUCAAGGUAGAAAAAUUUAAGUCUCAUCUCCAUAGUAAACAUAAUUAGUCAUUAAGAGUUUUAAUGGAAAAUCAAUAAAUUCUUUAUUCUGCUCAAAAUGUGGUUAGAAACCCACACUUCCAUUUCUGUGACAGACUUGUAUGAGCUCAUUUGCACCAUUCAGCCAAGAGAGACAAGAAAAAUCAAACCCUGGGAUAUGGCAUCCAGUCCUGGUAGAUAGAUUAAAAUAGGCCUCCUUUUUCCCCAGGGCAGAUUACAGUGUCGAUUCCUUUGGUAAGAUUAAAGGGUGAAUUAGUGGUAGGCUCUCUUUACAGAAGUGAAUUCCAUACACAUCCAGGAGCCACACUCAGCUGCCCCAUGAGCUCCUUGUUCUCUCAGUAUCAAUGAUUAAAGCUGAUUAAUGAAGACUUUAGGCCAAGCACUGUGUCUUCUUGGCUCUCCAUUCAACAAGCAAGAUGUGAUAUGACAAGAUCGGAAAAGUGUGUUUACAUAUUUGCUUUACCUGUUAUUGAUUUGGCCAGCAAUGCCAAAGUGGUGCUAUUGUUUUGUUUAAGAAAGUACUUGACUAAAAUAUUAAAGAAAGCAUAAAUAUUUUUUUAAUGUAUGAAAAUGACAAUUACAUAGGUAUGGUUAUUAAAAUAGAAAUAAAACUAGCCAUAACUUUUCAACUUUUUGUCACUCGGAAAACAGCAAAGUAAUCUUAUAUCAAUGCAGAUGGGGCAGGAAUAAGAGUCAAAAUGCCACAAAACAUAGACUUUAAAUGAAAUUCUGAACCUUUACUCCAAGCCAGAAAUUCAGAUGAAGAAAAUUGUUAGAAGUCAGGGAACAAUGGAUAUGACUGAAAGCCUUUCAGAUUAUGUGAGUCCUGUAUCAUAACAGAGAUUUUUAAACCACACUCUAGCCUGAAAUCAGUGUAGAGUUUGUCUUGGUAAGUGGCAUGAUAUGAUUGAGAUUUUCACUGAGCACCCAUUUUUAUAGUUUUACCCAAUUACUUUCUCACUCAUGGCACAUAAUCCAAAACUUAAUGUUCUUAAAAUUCGCAAAAGAUGCAAUUUAACAAGGAAUGACAAAAAAUAUUCCUUACAGGAAAUUGAUGGUUUUUCAAUUCUCACCAGUUUCAAAUUGUGAGAAAAAGUUGAAAUAUAUGGCUAACAGUCUGUGAAUUUUUUUUUAUUAUUAUUACUUUAUGUGGUCACUAUGAACAUCCUUAUGUGCAAAAUUUCACAUUUCAUUUUUUUUGUUUUGAAAUUAUGCUAAGUUAAGCCCAAAAAGAGAUUCUUGGAACCUAUAGGCCAGAUAGAAUACUUAUGUUGUUCUGAUGAAUCAAUAUAUUUAAAACGUUUUAUUUUUAGUCUGAAAAGGAAUAGUAAUAAUUUAUUUGGGGGGUCUGCUUAUACUGGUCCCUCUUUUUAGGAUACUGGUCAGUGGAAAUAAGUCUUCCAAACACCCAACUUCUAAUCAAAACCAACAUUUAUUCCUCCGCCCAGAAAAUCUAGUUAAAACACUAUUGCAACAUAAUUUUGUUGUGUGUCUAUUUGUUUGGGAGGGUUGUUUUGCUUUGAUUCACUUUGUUUUGAUUCCAGGGGUGAGGGGUAAGGAUGAGGAGAUGAGGCUUUUGAGUGAUUUUUUUCUCUUGGGUACAAUCCACAUAAAAUAAAGAAUUUUUCUUAAUGAGAUUACUAAUUAUCCAAUUCAUGUGUGGAAGCAGCAUUCAGUAAAGCAACUAGAUUAAAUUUGUCUUGAAAGAAGGAAAAAAAGAUUUGAACACAAAGUUUUUACCCAUUCUACUCCUACACUAGACAGUUUGCUUCUGACAGCAUUGGAAUAUUCUACUGGACUAUAAAUGCCCAAACACACAGUAUCUGAUAUAUAGAAAUCUUUUUUUUUUUACACCAAAGGUGUUAUGGGAAUGUUUGAAAUUUGAUUACAUGUCACACAGCAUAGAGAUAUCAUUGUAGCAGAGACCAAAAUGAGCAGGAUCUCCCUGAUGCUUACAUUAGGAAAUCUUAUACUAGUUUGCAGAAAGGGUGUAUGUGUGUAUAUAUACACAUAUAUAGACACAUGUAUGUAUAUAUGUGUAUAUAUAGGCAAUGUUACAGUGUGUGCAUGUCUAUGUGCAUGUGUGUGUGCACGUGUAUAUUAUGCUUUUCUUUUUGCUGUCAAGUAAAAUUUGAAAUGCUUGCUUUUUUCUCUUCAAGUCUUAUGGGUUAUAUUCAGUAAUCCAACUGGAAUCUAAUUUUAGAAGAACAUUGUGUAACAUGGAUGUCACAAUUUAGAUCCUGUCUUUGUUUUUCCUACCUAAAGACCAGAUAUUUAAACCAUACGACACCUCUUCAUUGUCAUCAGGCAAAUAUAUCUGUCUGUUUAGAUACAGAUAAAAAAAUACUAACUCUGAGGUCCAUAUUAUGAAAACCUUUAUUAAAAUUUUAUCUUUUAUUUCAUUUUUCUCCAUAAAAUUUCUAUUAAGUGUGAUAUUUUUAGGUGUAAGCAUCUCUUCAAAGUAAGAAUAUUGGGUAAUAUAAACAGAGCAGAAUGAAAACCUCUGUUAUCACCUCAACUAUUAAUUUUUCAUUUAUGUUUUUUGUAAGAAUCAUUUAUCCCUCUCUACAGCACCCUUAACUACAUCAGAAGUGGAAAAGGCUUAGCAAAUUCCUAUAUCCCAAAUUAUUUAUAGUAAUUCUUGACUUUUUGUGUUCUUCAGUAACUUUUUAUUUUGCCAGCUUGGCUCACAAAAGUCAUAAAAAGCACCAGUGUGAUACUUUUGCUGCUAAACAUUCUUUCCCACAAGUAUUUAACAUACACCCACCUAAAAUAUCUACAUAUUCAAACUUUAUUGAGGUUCUUAAGAAACAAAACAAAUACCGUUGAAAGAUUAACUUUUCCCACCAUUCUUUAACUAAAUCAAAGGCAUUGCAUUUUAUUGUAUUUUCCAUUCAUUAGUAUAAUUCCAUUCCUCUAAAGCAGCAACAAAAUACCUGCAGAACAAAAAGGACUCUAUCAUGACAAAUAGGAUCGUGCUUCAUGUACUCAUUUUACAGAAAAAGGUUUAGCCAGAUAACUAUAUAUACAACUGAUUAAAUGAAACUCAUAUUUUGUAGUAUUUAACUUCAUAAAUUUAAAAAUCAAAUGAAUGUUCCACUCUUCCUGGUAUACUGGCAUUAACCUGACUUACGGUGUGAAAAAACCCUCACUUUAACAAUGAUCAAAGAGACAAAGGAUCCAAAACCAACAGACUAAAGUGUUAUCAAUAAAGAGGUAAAAUGUCCUUAUUUUGUGCACAGUGAUGAAUUCUAUCCUAUUUUUUUUACAUUAGAAUUUCAAAUGAAAUUGAUACAAAUACUGCAAAAGAAUUAUGGUUCUCUUCAUUAUUUCCACCUAGAGACAAGUUUGAAUAUAAUAAAGUACAUGCAAGUGACAGUGCAUGAUACAGUAUAUAAAUCAUACCUUUUCAUUUAUUACCAUUUCUAAGGAAUUAGUCCAACAGAAUUCUAUAGAAAUCCUGUGCAAGGUGAAAAAAUAAUUGUCAAAAGUGUAUAACGAUAAUAGUUGCCUGGUUAAACUAAGUCUCAUCAGACAUGAGUCAUAAAACACUCCACUGAAAGCACACUGGUACUUCAUAUUGCUCUGAACAGUUUCACCUGUAGUCUGACACCUCACGUUGCUUUUAUCAGAAUGCAAUGAUUCUGUUUCACAGUUUCUUAAUCCUUGGAGUCUUUGGGUUGAAUAUUAAACAUGUUUAUCAAGACUAAGGAUUUCAGGAAACAAAAUGAAAGUAGAAGAAGCAGCACCACCUGCUGCUGAUAAUCAAAUUGUGUAUAAGCUUUCUUUUCUUCCAAAUUACUGCAAAGCCACCCAGAAUGCUCAAUGAAGAGAUUUAUAGCUCUUGGUUUUCAGGACAGCCUUUCCAUAAGGAGUAACUGUCCUCCCUUUCUUCAGUGUUGGACCUCGGUAUCCUGACUAAAACUGGGGUUCCCAUGAUGCAAAGCAUGAAUGUGGAUACAUGAAUUUCUGAUUUCACUACUGAAUAAUCCUACUAUUAACAUUUCAAGUCAUUAUAAUCAAACAGUGACAAGUGUUAAGUGUUCAUUUACUAGAAACCAUUUAAAUAUCUAUUAGAGUUCUAACUGGAUUUAUUCUUUCUUUUUUAUUUUCUUGUGCUUACUCAUAAUACAAUGUCACUACUUGAUGACAAAUAAUAUUUCAUACUGUGUAUGUAACAUCAUUGUGUUGCAGAAUCCCCCAAAUACCUCAACAAUGUCUUUGUUGCGCUAUUCUCCCCAUUUAGCACUUACAAGCUUUUCUAGUAACAACCAAUAAAUCAAAAAAACGGAGCUCUUGAUAUGUACAAAUAUAAAAAAAAAUUCAAGAAGUUUUGCUAGUUUGCAGUUCAUGUAAUGCCAUCUUGACCAUUCUCUUCCCCUCUCUCUAUGAGCUGUCUAGAACAGUAAACUUUGCUCCAUAAAUAAUAGUGUAUUCAUGCUUUUAAAGGCUUUUAUAUGCAUUUAUGGUAGGUAAAGGUUGGAAGAGGUAGUUGACUGAUUUUCACUUUUAUCUACUUUGAUUUCAGUAAAGGGCUUUGUCACUCUGUAUACAUAAAGGCUAAUGCACCCUUUGGUUUGUAGAAUGUACUGAAAUGUUUGCAACCCUCUUGGUAUCAGGUCCAAAAUGUGAAGCAUUACUGUUAAGAGGGUAUCUUUCUAAUGUAUUUGUAUGUAUAGUUUACACCUCUGUGAGGUCUAAUAAAGGAUUAUGGUUAAUAAAAAAUGCGUUGAAAAUUCA